Yamadazyma jaroonii is the source of this 1296-nucleotide messenger RNA. Lineage: Eukaryota; Fungi; Ascomycota; Pichiomycetes; Serinales; Debaryomycetaceae. The record is from the annotation of a GenBank genome assembly.
AUGAGAUUCGAAAGUAAGUUACUUCAUUCCAACCAGCCAUUGGAAAGCCAUGGAGCUAGAGCUAACUCUAUAACACCAACUGCGGCUUACUUAUACCCAUCUACCGCUCAGGCCAAUUCAACUUUUUCGGGAGAAACUCCAGGUUAUGUUUAUUCCCGUGGACAUAACCCAACCAAUAGUGUAUUUGAAGCUAGAAUUUGUGAUUUAGAAGGAGGAAAAGCUGCUAUUUCGGUCAAUUCAGGAUUGGCUGCCCAAUUUACGGCGUUAUCUGCAUUAGUGGUCCCAGGGGAUAACAUAAUUCUGAGUGGAUUUUUAUUUGGUGGUUCCCUUUUACAAUUAAGAGAUAAUUUUAGGGGCUUUGGGGUUGAAACUAGAUUCGUUACCAGUUUGGAGAUCGAAGAUUAUGAAAAGUUGAUUGACGAUAGAACCAGAUGUAUUAUCAUUGACUCGAUCUCAAACCCAGCUUACUUAGUUGCCGAUAUCAAGAAAUUUUCGGAUUUAUGUAAGAAAUAUCAAAUUCCUUUAGUUGUUGACAAUACCUUGGGUUGUGGAGGUUACUUGAUUAGACCAAUUGACCAUGGUGCCGAUAUUGUUAUCCACUCAGCUACAAAAUGGAUAGGUGGACAUGGAACCACAUUAGCUGGUGUUUUCAUUGAUGCUGGAUCUUUUAAAUGGUCUGAAGCUACCAAAUUUACUAAACUUUGUGACCCUCAAUUCGGUUCUAAAGGUAAAUCUUAUGUUGAAUUACACGGAGAUAAUGCGUAUGUAAAACAUUGUAGAUCGAGUGGUAUUAUGCUUCAAAGUGCUACAUUAAAUCCAUUUGGAGCUUGGUUAUUACUUCAAGGUUUGGAAACUUUAUCUGUAAGAGUUGACAGAGAGUGUGAAAAUGCUGUUAAAUUGGCUACUUACUUGAAAAAUUCCCCUUUUGUCAAAUGGGUGUCAUACUUAGGUUUUGAAGAUCAUGAAACACAUGAGUUAUCAAAGAAAUAUCUCAACGGUCCAUACUUUGGUAGUUGUAUUUCAUUCGCUAUAAAAGAUGAAAGUGGUGCAGAUAUAGUCGAAAGUAACAGUGCAAAGGUUAUAGAUAACUUAAAGAUUAUUUCUAAUACUGUUAAUCUUGGAGAUGCUAAAACGCUUAUUUGUAUUCCCCAUAUUUCCACCAAUAGAGGUACUCAAGGAGAAUAUAACGAAAGUGUUGGAAUUGAUAGUGAUUUAAUAAGAAUUUCCGUUGGUAUUGAACACAUUGAUGAUUUGAUUGGUGAUUUGGAACAAGCAUUCAAAACUGUGUUUGCUUGA